AUGGUAAUGGUGCCAAUGUCAGUAGUUGGACAACCAUCACUGGACACUCAGGAGCAAGGAAAAACUGAAGGAACUAAAAAAGUGGUCAUUGAUGUGGAUGAGAAGGAAACUAAAAAAACUCAGAGAAAGGAGUUGGCACCAAGGUUUGAGAUGUGGCAACAUUUUAUCAAGAUCAAGGACGACAAAGGACUUUUGAAGGCUGGAAGGUGCAAAUAUUGCCACCGUGACAUCAAGGCUGACACAAGGGGACAUGGAACAUCUGCAUUGAAGAAACACUUUGGUACAUGCAAACGCAAUCCUCAUGUUUUCAACAAGGACCCAAAGCAAGGCACCUUGCAAGUAUGUUGGGGGAAGCCCCUACCACUUGGAGUGGAUAAUGCAAGUGCCAAUGACAGUGGUGUUGAUUACUUGAGGAGGCAGCUGCAGAAAACCAACAUUGGCAAGGGCAAGUUUUUGCAUAUGAGGUGUGCAGCCCACAUUGUGAAUCUUAUUGUAAGAGAUGGAUUGCAAGAAGUGGAUCUCUCUAUUAAGCGUGUUAGGGCUGCUGUUAGAUAUAUAAAAAAUGGGACUUCAAGAUUGGUCAAGUUUAAAGAAAUUGCUGAGGAAGAGAAAGUGGACAGCAAAGCAUUUUUGAAACUUGAUGUUCCGACAAGGUGGAAUUACACAUAUUUGAUGUUGAAGGCUGCAAUUGUGUAUGAGAAAGUGUUCUUAAAGUUGGCUAAAGAUGACACUAAUUAUGUUAUUGAUCUGUCUGAAGCAAGGGAUGGUUUUGGGCAUCCUGAUGAAGAUGAUUGGGACAAUGCAAAGAAGAUGGCACAAUUUCUACAGCAUUUCCAUGACCUUACUAUUCGUAUCUCUUCUUCUCUCCAAGUCACUUGCAACACUUUCUUUCAUGAGAUUGGAGAAGUCCAUCUAUUGAUUCAAGAAUGGCUGAACAGUGAAGAUAAUUUGCAUGUAUCAAUGGGGAUGAGAAUGAAAGAGAAAUUUGAUAAAUACUGGGGACUUUGGCACACCAACAGCAAGGACAAUGACAGGUAG
Messenger RNA from Miscanthus lutarioriparius, 1038 nucleotides. Lineage: Eukaryota; Viridiplantae; Streptophyta; Magnoliopsida; Poales; Poaceae. The record is from the annotation of a GenBank genome assembly.